Messenger RNA from Gastrolobium bilobum, 1710 nucleotides. Its product is annotated as phosphatidylinositol 4-phosphate 5-kinase 5-like. Lineage: Eukaryota; Viridiplantae; Streptophyta; Magnoliopsida; Fabales; Fabaceae. The record is from RefSeq and is a predicted model, not a curated record. Bases 214 to 1542 code for a protein of 442 amino acids. The transcript is spliced from 3 exons.
CCAAUUUCUACGUUUCCACAGAGCGUUGUGUUGUGUCUUAUCUGACACAAAGAACAAGAACAAGUUCGGUUGAGUUGAUGCCAGUGUUAGUGUGUGGGGUCUGUGAGUGGUUCCGGUGCGCCGCCGAGAGAUGUUGCCGGCGGCUGACUUGAUAAGAAUAUCCCGGUACCGGAGAAGGGAAGAAAAGAUCUGAUUGAGUUGAAACACGAAAAAAUGGAAACUCAGAGGAGCCAGGCGAAGCUAACCAGAACCCAUUCCUCGCUCCUUCGUUCUUCCCCAACAAUCCGAUCAUCCAUUCAGAGCCUCUCUUCAAUCAACGAAGAGGAACUCGUGGCGGCGCAGCACCAGCAAAGCGACGACGACGACGACAAGAACAAGAAACCUUAUAGGUCAUCCUUUUCUUACACCCCCAUACGAACCGGGUCGACCCGAAUAACAACCCCGGUUGUUCUCGCGGUUGCCUCGCUCGGUUUCUUCGGCGCGUGUUCCCUCUUCCUCUACCUCUUCUACUUCUUCUACCUCGGGAACGACGACGUACCCACCUCCGAGAACCUGUUGCUGGCGUUGAUCUUCAUCGCCGUCGCGCUCUACUUCGCGUCCAAGAACAAGGGCCUCAUCCACCGCGCCCUUUCGCUCGUGAAGCAUUCCUGGGACGAGAAUGUGAAACGGGUCGGGUUUUGCAAGGCUCCGUCGAAACCGGUUCAGUGGUUCAUAGGGGAUUCCGGUGGGGCGACGACGACGACGACGGUUACAGCGAAGGAGAAGAAGAAGAAGAUUAUAAGGGAAGGCGUGGAGUUUUACAGUAAUGGGGACUUUUACGAAGGGGAGUUUCACAAAGGGAGGAGUAAUGGGAGUGGGGUUUACAAUUACUUUGUGAAUGGGAGAUAUGAGGGUGAUUGGGUUGAUGGAAAGUAUGAUGGGUAUGGAAUUGAAAGCUGGACGAGAGGGAGUCGCUAUAGGGGACAGUAUAGACAGGGAUUGAGGCAUGGUUAUGGGGUUUAUAGGUUCUAUACAGGGGAUUCUUAUGCAGGGGAGUGGUGUAACGGUCAGAGCCAUGGCAUGGGAUUGCAAACUUGCUCCGAUGCUAGCUGUUAUAUUGGUCAGUUUAAGUAUGGUGUCAAGCAUGGAAUUGGAUGUUACCAUUUUAGAAAUGGAGAUAGAUAUGCUGGAGAGUAUUUUGGGGACAAAAUACAUGGAUUUGGGGUCUAUCACUUUGCCAAUGGUCACUGUUACGAGGGAGCAUGGCAUGAGGGCCGUAGGCAAGGAAUAGGCACUUACACUUUUCGAAAUGGUGACAGAAGAUGUGGUGAAUGGGAUGCUGGCAACCUCAAGCACCCUCUACCACCACUAACCGAUGUUGUCCUUCGAGCAGUUCAGGCUGCAAGGAAAACAGCAGAGAAUGCUAUAAACCUUAGGCGCAUGGAUGACCAUGUUAAUAAUGCAGUAAUCGCUGCAAACAAGGCUGCCACUGCUGCUAGAGUUGCUGCUGUGAAAGCUGUUCAGAACAGGAUGGAUGGAAAAUUUUGUGAUACUGAUGUCUAAGAAUUAGAUGUUACCUUUUGUUUGGAAUUGUAAAUUUUUACUAAUUUUGAGUACUUGGAAGAUGUCACCCCGACGAGCAAAAGCUUAUCGGUGGUUGAAAGAGAGUCUCUAGUUUUGAUGUUUGUUUCACCUCACUGUAACUUGUAUAUAAACCUUGUAUAUCAAUGA